This is a messenger RNA of Gamsiella multidivaricata, 567 nucleotides long. RefSeq lists its product as uncharacterized. The transcript has a single exon. Lineage: Eukaryota; Fungi; Mortierellomycota; Mortierellomycetes; Mortierellales; Mortierellaceae. Bases 1 to 567 code for a protein of 188 amino acids. The record is from RefSeq and is a predicted model, not a curated record.
AUGACACUAGAGGGGUUUCUGGCGGCCCAUAUCCAAAAUGGUUCACUCAAAGACGGGAGGAGGGUUCCGCCGUUUUACCAUCCCGUCGAGAAGAUAUCAGGACCUGAAAUCGUGUUUGUGCUUCAUUUCGAUGGAUGUGGCUAUUGUCCCGUGUUUAUUCAAUUGAAGAUGCGGAUUUCCAUGGACAAAGCGCAAACAAGGGCUGCGCAAACAACGGUCGAUUCCGAUGCGGUUCAACGUCAUCUCGAAAAUGAUCUCCAGGCGUUUUGUACCCUUACUCCUAAGAGGUUCCUUGGGGUUGUUAUUACUUAUCCCGCUGAACUGACGAGCUUCCAGGACUCAUUUGACAGCUACAGACAAAGCGAGCGACUUCGUGCAGCGCAAGGAGAGCAAACCCUCGAGUGUGUUACACUCAGAAUUGACAAGGACAACAUACACAGCCUCUUCCCAGCACAUCAUAUGGAAGCACUGGACCGUCUCAAGGGCAUAAAGCGAGAGUUGAACCAAGAUAGCGAUGAUCUGGUGGACGAGCAAGUAGCGAAACACCGUGGGCUGAUUCAUUUUUAG